GUAUUGGCUAUUUUGAUGGAUGUGUUCAGUGAUGCCGAGAUCUUCUGCGAUGUCUUAGAAGCAGCGAACAAGCGGAGGGUCUUUGUCUACCUGCUACUGGACCACAGUAACCUCAAGCUCUUCACCGAGAUGUGCAACAAACUACAUGUCUCGGAGGAUCACUUCAAGAAUAUUUCCGUGCGAAGCGUUACCGGAGAAGUUUAUUGUGCUAAAUCAGGCCGGAAAUUCUCAGGGCAAAUCCAAGAAAAAUUCAUCAUCUCAGACUGGAGAUAUGUUCUGUCUGGUUCAUACAGCUUCACGUGGCUAUGCGGCCAGGUCCAUCGCAACUUCCUCUCCAAGUUCACCGGCCAAGUGGUGGAGCUGUUUGAUGAGGAGUUCCGUCACCUCUACGCCACGUCUAAGCCCGUGGCCGGGCUGAGGCCCCCAUCACACACCACGCCCGUCUUGCUCAACAAGACCACGGCGGCUACCCAGGGCAGCCUCACCAGCAGCAGCAACCGAGGAAGAACCCACACCCGGUCGGAUCUGUGCAGCAGCGGGUCAAACCACAGCUCCUCGCCACCCAAGCAGCCUCCCAGGUCUCCCGCUUACAACGGGCCCCCACUUUCCCCUCCUCCGCUCAACAGAGCCCACCCUUUCCAGGGCUACACCACGUUCAAGACAACCCCGCCGCCGAGCGGCGUCCAGGUCAACUACUACCAGCGACAGUACAUCACCGAUUCACCGGUGGCCCUUUACAACAAUGUGAACCUCUACAGGUCCAUGAGGAUCUGGCCGGAGGACGGCAACAGGGCUCCGCUGAACCCAGUCUGGAGGUGUCUUCAGAAAGCAAACUUGAUAAGAUGA
This is a messenger RNA of Gekko japonicus, 846 nucleotides long. Its product is annotated as protein FAM83A-like. The annotation marks the transcript as partial. The transcript is spliced from 3 exons. NCBI's taxonomy places the organism in Eukaryota, Metazoa, Chordata, Lepidosauria, Squamata, Gekkonidae. The record is from RefSeq and is a predicted model, not a curated record. Gene Ontology annotation, biological process: epidermal growth factor receptor signaling pathway.